UUUCUGCUCGAAUCCAAACAGCCUGCACUGCCCCGGCUCUAUUUACCCUCCUGGGACGGCGCCGGGGCCGACGUGGAACCCACAGCCCAAAAAACGGCCAUCACCACCACCUCCCAGCUCUGCCAUCGCUUCUUUCUCCUUAUUUCACCCAAUCUCAAUUCACCUUCUAAUAAACCAUGGGCACUACCAGGCACGGGGCUGCUCUGUGCCCCCAAUUGCCACAGAGCAAAGGGGGAGUGUGAGCCGCAGCCCCUGGGUGUGGGAUGCUCCCCCUGUGCCCUUCCAGGAAUUUCUUGCUUCCUGCCAGGGGUAAGAAGAUUUACUCUCUACCCAUCCCCUCCCUGUAUAUAUGGAGGUGGUUCUCCCUAAGACCCUCAGAUGUUUUCUCUUGCUCCUGUCCGUGUGCUACUGCCUGGGACCGGGUCCCCAACGUUGCCACAGGCUGCAGCAUGCAGUGCGGCUGCGUGACCCCGGGGCUGCCCGCCCUGCCUGGCUCCUACUGGGUACCAGGGCUUGCCUUCCCGGAUUGGGCGUAUAAGGCCGAGUCCAGCCCUGGCUCACGGCAGAUCCAGCUUUGGCACUUCAUCCUGGAGCUGCUGCAGAAGGAGGAGUUCCGCCAUGUCAUUGCCUGGCAGCAGGGCGAGUACGGAGAGUUCGUCAUCAAGGACCCCGACGAGGUGGCACGGCUGUGGGGCCGGCGGAAGUGCAAGCCCCAAAUGAACUACGACAAACUGAGCCGAGCUCUCAGGUAUUACUACAACAAGCGCAUCUUGCACAAGACCAAGGGCAAACGCUUCACCUACAAAUUCAACUUCAGCAAACUCAUCUUUGUCAACUGCCCGCUGUGGGACCUGCGCUGCCCCCCACUGCUGGCAGGCACCGUUCCCCCCGCCCUGCCGAGCCAGCUGCUGCAGAACGCAUUGCUGAGCCGGCGGGCGCUGGCGGAGCCGCUGGGCUGGCACCGGGGUCCCCGGCACCCACUGCUCCCUGAGGCACCGGAGAAAUCCCGGCUGAGCACCGUGUCCCCCCCGUGCCUGGGGGGCUCCUGCUGCCGCCUGGGGGGCCCCGAAGAUUUUCCCCGCUUGGCUGCCUUUCCCUGCCCAUUGCUGCCCGACGUUUUUCCCCCGGUCCUUUCGGGUCCGUUCGGUCCCUUUUCCCUUCGCCCACUUCGCUCGCCCCCCGCCUCGCGGGAACGUCGGGCCCCGUUCCCCGUCCCUCGCCACCCCCACCCGCCACCCCACCACUCCGCCUCGCUCGCCCCCCACCGCCUCGGGACGGCCCCCCCUCCCACUCUGGGGCUCCCCAAAUCGGAGCCGUUCUCGCUGGGUCCCCGUUCCCCUGGGCUCCUCGGUGGCCACGCCAUGGCUGGAGGGGGGCUCACGGGUGAGCAACCCAGGGAGGACGGCGAGGAGGAGGAGGAGGAGGUGGAUGAAGGCCGGCGUGGCACAGCCAUGGUACAGAGGGUGAAGCUGCAGCUGGAGGGCAGAGAGAAGGGCAGCAGCGGGCUGUCCCCUGCCAGUUUCACCCCCCCACAGCCCCCCGGCUGGCCUCUGCAGCCACCCUAAGGUGGGUGUGCGGGGGCACAGCAGCCCCCAGACCCCAAGACACCCACACAGACGGAAAUAAAGAGGUUUGCAGAGGGCUGUGGUUGUCUUGCUGGC
Messenger RNA from Meleagris gallopavo (turkey), 1661 nucleotides. Its product is annotated as ETS translocation variant 3-like protein. NCBI's taxonomy places the organism in Eukaryota, Metazoa, Chordata, Aves, Galliformes, Phasianidae. Gene Ontology annotation, biological process: cell differentiation; regulation of transcription by RNA polymerase II. The record is from RefSeq and is a predicted model, not a curated record. Gene Ontology annotation, cellular component: nucleus. Gene Ontology annotation, molecular function: DNA-binding transcription factor activity, RNA polymerase II-specific; sequence-specific DNA binding.